CGUGCCCGUUGUUUAUAGCUCCUGGCUAAGAGCAAGACUUAGAAAAGAGACACGCGCGUCAUCAACGGUCCUAACCGUCGCCUCAGAAAGCGGAAUAAAUAAUAUUCAUUUUAUAAUUCAGCAAAUAAAAGCAGAAGGAAGAAGCCUAUAGUUUGAACAGCAAAACAGUAAUGUGAAAGAGAACAUUUCCUGCACUGUUACUAGAAGAAACUGGAGAUGAGGCUUGUGGGAUUCUGGAGGACGGGGCACGCCUGUCUGUUGCUGGCUGCGGUGCUUCAGUUACUUCUGCCUGGCGUUAGAGCUGACAGGGCCUGGAACCAGUACAUACCACGACUACAGCUCUCACAUACAGAGCUGCAGUCAAUGAACAGUUCUGCCAUGUUCUUGCAAGGUGGUGGGUAUUACGAGGUUCUGCUGUUGGAUGAGGAUCAUGGCUGGCUGCUUGUUGGAGGAAGAGACCACGUCUACAUGCUUAACUCUGAGAGUCUGACCCAGAUUACAAACAAGAUUUACUGGCCAGCUGGAAGGGAACAUACUGAACGCUGCAAACAUGCAGGGAAGAAUCAGUCGACUGACUGUGCCAAUUUUGUAAGGCUCCUUCAACCAUUCAACAAAACUCAUGUGUAUGCAUGCGGAACUGGGGCGUACCACCCUAUGUGUACAUACAUUGACCUGGGCCACAAUGUCGAGGAACCUGCGCUUAGACUGCUGAGCAAUGCUGUCGAGUCCGGGAAAGGGAAGUGUCCUUUCAGUCCACAUGAGCCUUUUACUGCUCGACUCACUGAUGGAGACUUGUAUGCAGGAACAUCGGUGGACUUCAUGGGAAACAAUGCAGCCAUAUUCCGUAGCUCUGUGCAUACAACCAGUCAGCACUACAUUCGCACUGAGGCUUAUAAUGGCCACUGGCUCAAUGAGCCAGAAUUUGUGGGCUCAUUCUCUAUCCCAGACACACACAGCUUAAACGAUGACAAGGUCUAUUUCUUCUUCAAGGAAACGGCUGUGGAGUCCAACCAGCUGGAUAAGCGCAUCUAUAGCCGGGUGGCUAGAGUGUGCAAGAAUGAUGUUGGUGGCAAGAGGAGUCUGAUUAAUCGCUGGAGUACCUUCCUCAAGGCCAGGUUGGUCUGCUCAGUGUCAGGGCCAGGAGGCAUGGACACAUACUUUGAUGAGCUGGAGGAUAUAUUUCUUUUGGAGACCAAAGAGCCACAAAAUCCAGUUAUAUAUGGAGUCUUCUCAACUUCUAGCUCUGUCUUCCGAGGAUCAGCUGUAUGCGUCUACUCAAUGGCAUCCAUCCGAGCAGCUUUCAAUGGGCCCUUCGCUCACAAAGAAGGCCCUGACUAUCGCUGGGUGGAGUACAAAGGCAGGAUCCCAUAUCCACGUCCAGGGACGUGCCCGAGUGAGACGUACGACCCAUUGCACAAGUCUACCCGUGACUUUCCUGAUGAGGUUAUGAGCUUUAUGAGAGGCCACCAACUGAUGUGGGAGCCGGUCGUGCCGAUUCACAGGCGGCCUCUGUUUACUCAAAUCAAUGUCCCCUACAGGCUAAAGAAGGUGGUAGUGGACAGGGUGGACGCUGAAGACGGGCAAUACAGUGUUCUGCAUUUGGGUACAGAUGAUGGCAAGGUUUUGAAGGUGGUAUCUAUUCCCAAGGAGAACUGGGAAUCUGAGGAAAUCAUAUUGGAAGAGCUGAGUGUGUUUCAGAGUCCUAUCCUUAGCAUGGAGCUUUCCACCAAGAGGCAAUCUCUAUUCGUAAGCAGUAAAGAUGCAGUAGCUCGGUUACCCCUGCAGCGGUGUGAGCUCUAUGGGAAGGCUUGUGCUGACUGUUGCCUGGCCCGGGAUCCUUAUUGCGCCUGGGACGGCACCACCUGCACCAAUUAUUUCCCCACUAACAAGAGACGUUCCCGUAGACAGGAUGUGAGGCACGGCGACCCAUGGAGCCAGUGUCAGGAUCUGGGAGAUGGUGCUGAAGAAAUUGAGCUGAAGGUGGUUUAUGGAGUAGAGAACAACUCAACUUUUCUGGAAUGCAUGCCACCUUCAUCACAAGCGACAAUCAAAUGGAUCACGCAGCAAAAACACAGCCAGAGCACUAAAGAGCUGCUUCCCGGUGAAGACAUCAUUCUCACAAAACGAGGUCUCCUCUUGCAGCGGAUAACUUCCUCAAAUGCCGGCCUCUUCCUGUGUACAGCUCAAGAGCACUCUUUUUCCCGCACGCUAGCUCGCUACGAUCUGCAAGUCAUCUCUGAGCAACAUGUAUCAAGUACACGCAGCACUCAUCACUCUGACCCCAAAGUAGGUGGCAACUACGCACCAUCUUUGCUUAGCUACAAGGACCUGCAUCUCAUUGGUGUUGGCGGCCUAACAGCCGACGAGUACUGCGAGCAACUGUGGUACCGCGAGAAGAGGAGACAGCAGAAACUCCGCACACUAAAGUGGAAGCAGACGGCAGAGAACCGCAAGGCUCGAGUUCGCCGGCAAAAUCCACCAAGCGAGCCACUUCAGUGAAACCACAGUUAGAGACAUUUGAGAGAAAAGAAAGGACAUUUGGGUGUGUCUUGGACGAACAUGACGCUCUAGAAUUAGCCACUUUAGCCUUGUUACUGUUGAUUACUUUAAGGAUUAGAUUACAAAUCCAUCCUACAGUAAGACAUAAAUGUUGGUGACCUUGUGUUUAGAAUUCUAAACAAAAAUUUUUUUCUAGGAAACCUGAUCUUUUGGCAUAGAAACAUGCACAGCAUUAUAUAUGGGCAUAUUAGAAAAUAAUUAAGAACAACUGAGUGAGAGACAAAGUUAAAAAAAAAAGCGCCUUUGAAUGGUUAGAUGAGAGAUUUCAUUAAGAGUGAGCAUAAACACCAGAGUUCUGUUCUGUUGCUGUGCCCUAAGCGAUGCUUUAAUCAGUAUCAGGGGUGGACAGAUCAUACAGUAUAUUCAUUAGCAAGCUCACUGAGUAAGGGACUGCAGUGGACUACUUCCUAAAUUACCACAUCCUGUGUCAUGAAAAUGCUGCACUUAAUAUCACAAUCAAAUGUAGAAGGUAUAAAGACCUAAAAAAAAAAAAUCUGAUAUUUUCCUAAAAUGAAGAUCUCAAGAGCAGGGAAUAGAUGAGCAAGGAUUCUGUUAGAUUAAAAGCAAGAAAUUGAACAAAUGUGUUUUGGCCUGGAAAAACCCUUAAAUUUGCAGGAUUAUCCAACAACAUGAUCAAAGCUUGACAUUAUCUGUGUGAGGAAAUCACACUUUGACAACUCAUUCAUUCACCUGACUAAUUAAAAACCUUGAUCUUUACUGUAUGUAGUAAAGAUCUUUUAUUGUUUUGGGCACCAGACUGUGUUAUAGACUGAAAAAAGUUCAUGGAGCCAUCAGACAGGUGCAGGAUUCAUUAUUAUCCUAUAAGCAUGUUUUGAGAAUGGUUAUACACUCAGUGUCAUGCUUCAACUAGAAUGUGGUUUGUACCACAUUGAUGGUGUUUAACUGUACUAAGAAUGUGGGCCAUUAAUUGCAGGGCUAAUUGGUAAUAUUUGUGCCUUCAGGAUAGUUAGUAGUUUUUAUGCCAUAAAACACAGCUGUAUUUAGAGCUAAGGUUGGUAUCUGUGCGGAGUUUGAAACCGAGUAUGUUCUCCUGUUUCUCCUUUGGGAUCCUCUGUCUUCCAAAAAACAUGCAAGGAUGUAGAUUUGUAACUGUAAAUUGCCCCAAGAUUUGAAUUUGAGUGUGUGAUGUGUGUGCACAUAGUGCCCUCUUAUGGACUGGUGUCCUUCCAGGGUGUGUUCCUGCCUUACACGCAAUGUUCCUUGGAUAGUCUCUGGAACAUCCACAAAGCCUGAAUAAGAUUAAAAGAUUACUGAGCAUGAAUAAUGAAUCCGAGUAAAGAAAAUCUGGAACUAUAAGAAAAAAAUAUUCUGCUUGUGUACCAUCUGAUUGUGUCACUUCCUGGUAAAAGCUUUAAAAAGCCACAUCUAAGGCAUGGUGACAUUGCUAAUCAGCUAAUUCUGGAUUAAAUGACCUAACACAAAGGCAAACAAUCUGUCAGUCAAAUUCGACCCCGCUUCAUAUAGAUUUAAUGUCGCAUAGAUUCAGUGUAUCAGUAUUAUGUGUUAGGAACUUUUGAAAUACAACAGAUCUGAUCUGACCAUAGCAUAUGCAAUUAGUCUCUACUGUGUUUGUGAAUAGAUUGAAAAUAAAGUACAAGUCAUAAGAAACUGUUAAGUGCCAGUAAGGUUGUGGUACCAGUUAGCAUGGUCCAGUUAGCGCGGUCUCGUUUGAUCUUGCCUUCCUUCACCGCUUACAAUAUUAUCCUUUUUUUAAUGGUUAAGUAAUGCUUUAAGUCUCUCAUACUGUAAUGAUCAUUUAUUAUACUGUGGUGUGCUGGAAGAGUUUCCUUUGGGCCACACGUUUUCAUAAAGGGAACAUCAAAGUAUUGCGGCAUCUGGGAGAAAUGAGCAUGAAGUACAGUGGACAGAAUUUUUUUUUAAAAAAAGGGUUAACUGAGUUUGGUCACUACUCAGGAAAAUGGCUUCCAGGCUGACUGGACCACAGUAAAAGGGAUUUCUUUCUUCUGAUCUUGACAGGCUAAUAGGAAAGCAGCGUCCAAACUGGCCUGAUGUUUGGAAGAUAGACGAAAGCCAACCGGCAACAAAUAUGUGACAGAUUAUAGAAAAUUCUGCAUCUUAUAAACAUUGUUUAGUCUUUAAUCAGAUCUCUGCGUUUUGCAUAACAACAUUUUUUCCAUGUCCACAAUGACAGGUAUAAUAUAAAGUUUUUAUGUUCAACAACAUAUUUACUCAAUCAGUUCAUUGUACUGUUUUGUGCUGAAUAAAAUGUCAUGUUAUCUUCAUGUGAUUUGUAUGAUGUAAACGUCGUGCUUAUAAGUUAUAAAGUCAUCCAGUGUGUAGUUUUGAAGAAUACAUGUGCGUGUCGUAACACUAAGCUGAUACAGACUCAGGAUGAUUUGAGCAACUUCUAACAGCGUCGUUGUUCGUUUCCAUCUGAUGUUUAUUUUUACUCUGGUGUGCAUCAUUAAUAGAAGUCCAUUUACGUAUUUUCUUAGAUCACAUCAACCAGUGACCUCCUGCUAAAAUGUGUGACAUCAUUAUUGAAUCUAAGCUAUUACAUUUUAUUAACAAUAUAUAUAAUUUAUGGUUUAUGUUUUACUUUACAAGACUUCUGCAAAUCUUUUUGAUGAAAUGACAUUUUAGUUUUCUUUUAUCAUCUGAAAUGACACAUUUAUCUCGUUGUGUACAGAUUUUCUUGUUCUAAACCUUUCUCUGUAAACUAAUAUUUGUGUGAAAUCAAUUAAAAUAUUUCCCACAUUUAUUGUA
Tachysurus fulvidraco (yellow catfish) is the source of this 5307-nucleotide messenger RNA. Its product is annotated as semaphorin-3D. Gene Ontology annotation, molecular function: chemorepellent activity; semaphorin receptor binding. The transcript has 18 exons. NCBI's taxonomy places the organism in Eukaryota, Metazoa, Chordata, Actinopteri, Siluriformes, Bagridae. The record is from RefSeq and is a predicted model, not a curated record. Gene Ontology annotation, biological process: neural crest cell migration; positive regulation of cell migration; axon guidance. Bases 217 to 2499 code for a protein of 760 amino acids.